GCUGACCGAACCGGAAGUUUAGCUGUUGUUGUCACACUGGAAGAAAAUGGCCGCCGCUCCGACUUUUUUUCAAUGAACACACUGAUGUUUCAAUUUCACUUCGUUUCCUCGCGCCGGAGCUACGGUCGACCGCUAUGCAACCUAGCAGGCAAGUCCACCCCGCUCGCCGAGGUUGACGUCGCUCUGUCGGUUUGUGCCUCAGACGACGUCACGUCGUUAGCGUAGCUCGGAACUUCAGCCUGUCCGAGAGGAACGGGCUAGCACGUUCACGUUAGCCGCGUUAGCCUCAACGGUCAGGCACCAGCGAGCUUGUUGCUGCUGCGCCGCUGUGUCGACCGGGAGAGUUCAUUAUCCCGAGGUCUACGACUUUUAACGACCCUCAGACCUGCUGUGCGUUUAUUUACUUUGCCGGAGCGCGUAAAAUGUAAGCAGACGGUGAAAGAACUUUAGUGAAGUCAGUCUUCUUAGCUGUUUGAGUCAGACAGGCUAUUUGACAUCGGUGUGUGUGACCUGCCAGCCACACUGAGUGUGUGUUAUUUCUCUGUGUAUACAUAUAUAUAUAUAUAUGUGUGUGUGUUGGCCGUGCUGCGUGCUCUACGUGUGCUGUGUUGCCGUGCAGGGUGUGAAUGGUCACUCUAGGAAGGUGACAGUGUGGGGCAGAAAGGACAGACAGCAUCGUCUACCGUCACUCGCCUUGCAGCUGGCGGUGGACCACAAUGCAACAAGUUUUGGAAUAUGCAUUGGAUCGAGCCGAGUACAUCGUUGAAAGUGCUCGACAGCGACCAGCUAAAAGAAGAAUAUCAUCCGGCGGGAGGAAGAGUUUAUAUCAGAAGCUUUAUGAGCUGUACAUGGAGGAAUGUGAGAAAGAGCCGGAGUUAAAGAAUUUGAGGAGAAAUGUGAAUCUGCUGGAGAAGUUGGUGUCUCAGGAGUCUGUGUCAUGUCUGGUCGUUAACCUGUACCCUGGGAAUGAAGGCUACUCUUUAAUGCUCAGGGGCAAAAAUGGAUCUGAUUCUGAAACCAUCCGUCUGCCAUAUGAAGAAGGAGAACUACUCGAGUACCUAGAUGCUGAGGAGUUGCCUCCUAUUCUGGUGGAUCUGUUGGAGAAAUCACAGGUGAACAUCUUCCACUGUGGCUGUGUAAUAGUAGAGGUGAGAGACUACAGGCAGUCUGGUAAUACCAAGAUGCCCACCUAUCAAAGCAGACACAUCCUUCUGCGGCCAACCAUGCAGACUCUGAUCUGUGAUGUCCAUGCCAUGACCAGUGACCACCACAAGUGGACACAGGAUGACAAAUUACAGCUGGAGAGUCAGUUGAUUUUGGCCACAGCUGAACCUCUGUGCCUGGACCCCUCCAUUUCUGUCACCUGCACAGCCAACCGCCUGCUCUACAACAAGCAGAAAAUGAACACUCGCUCCAUGAAACGGUGUUUCAAGAGGCACUCUCGGGCUGCGCUGAACAGGCAGCAGGAGCUGUCCCAUCUGCCAAUGCCGCCGCAGCUACGACUCUACGACUACCUACAGAGGAGGAAGGAGAGGAAACCCGCCCCUGUUAUAGACCUGAAGAUCUCAAAGAUUGGAAACUGUGUCGACAUGUGGAAGCAGAGCAACUGCCAACUAACUGUGCCGAAGGAAAUUGAUGUGGAAAAGUAUGCCGUGGUUGAGAAAUCUCUGCAGUUGGAAGACUCUCAGCCCACUACUGUGAUCUGGCCUGCUGAGGAAGUUGUCGAUGACUACACGUUUGAGUGUGAAGUGGGGGGCCAGGCCCAGAGGACCAAGGUGUCUAUCUACCAGUCGAUGGGAGACCCGCUGGUGUACGGGAAGAUCUACUGUGCUAAAGAACCAAAAGCCGAAGAGGACAACACAGACCUAAAGCUCAUACACCCCCCCUUCCUCAUAGGAUCAAAGAUCGAUGCAGACCGGUUUCUUAAUCAGUACAAAGGAGUGUAUGAGAGAGACGUGAAGUGUCAGGUCAAGAUGUCCCAUAACUCAGGCAUUGUGGGUCAGGGGCCUCCCUCCCCCAGCAAAGAUGAGGGCGAUGGUAUUUCUCCACUAGUCCAGACGUCUGUUUUAGGAAAAGGGGUGAAGCACCGACCACCUCCCAUCAAACUGCCUUCAGGAUCAGGCAGCAGCUCCUCAGGUAUGUCUGACAAAGGUAAUCCAUAUAGCUCACAAACCACCAGUGGUCUACACAAGUGUCCUACGCCCCCUCCAACCAAAAGCCAGUCUCUGAACAGGAAGCACUCCGUGGAGCUGGGCCAGGUGGGCCUGCUGUCGCCUGCUUCCCUCUCCCCUAUGGGCUCCACGCAGAGAUCGGGGACCCCCAAGCCAUCCACGCCCACCAACACACCGUGCUCGACACCGCACCCGGCUGACUCCCUUUCCGCUCCUCUCUCUGUGACCCCUACCCCUUCGGACCCUCCUAUGGUUCAGAGUCAGUCGCAGCCUGCCCUCCUCACACCCUUCGCUCAGCAGCAACUGGCCCUGAGCCAGCCCCUGCCCGUCAUGACCAUCCCCUUGCCCACCAUGGGUACGUCCAUCACCACGGGGACCACCUCGUCGCAGGUCAUGGCCAACCCGGCAGGGCUUAAUUUCAUUAACGUGGUCAGCUCGGUCUGUAGUCCUCAGACCUUGAUGAGUGCCUCCAACCCCAUGCUGGGUCCAGGCCUUAACCUGAGCGGAAUCCUGCCACCUGGAGGGUUGAUGCAGUCUGCAGCACAGACUGGGAGUCCUUUUGGCCUGAACAGCAGUGCUGGGUUGAGACCACUGAACCUACUGCAGAUCCCCACUGGUCCUCUCAUCUUUAACUCUCUGCAGCAGCAGCAGCUGUCUCAGUUCUCCCCACAGCAGAGUCAGUCGGCCACCUCCAGCCCUCAACAGCAGGGAGAGACGGGUGACCAGGGGUCAGAUCAAAGUUUAGGAAACCAGCAAACAGCGGUCAUCAACCUGGGAGUCGGAGGCUUCAUGUCUCCACAGGCAGCAGUGCUGUCCCAGUUGGGCUGUGGGCUGGACGGGUCUGGGCCCCCGCUGCCUUCUCCAAGGCUUCAGCAGCAGCACCAGCCACAGAUCCAAUUGCAAUUCUUGCAGCACCAAAUGCAGCAGCAGCAAAUGGCUAUGGGAGCAGCAGCUCCUCAGGGGGGAGCGCCACGGCAACAUACCGCCAGCCAACCAAGAAGUAAGAGGAAGAGGAGCAUGCCACAGCCCCUCCCAAAGUCAUGACAGACUGAGAAUCACACUCAGAACCCUUCCCCACCCAGCUACACGAGGACGCGAAUGAUCCAUACUGUGCUCUUUGUCUGCCUCACUGUGGAGACUGCAGACAAAAAAAGACUUUGUCCUUUCUGUGUGUCUUUUUCUAGCUGACAAAUUUGUAUGUAAUUGUCAGAGGUUUUGGAAAACCAAAACAGUGUCCGCCAUAGAGGAAGGAGGUUUUUAGAACAGGGAUCCCUACACUUAAAGAACCUUAGUGAUAUUUUUUGACAUGAAUCAUGACAAAGGCGGUUCUUGUAGGUAGCGGGCUUUCACAGUAACACUUUUCUCUAUGGGGGACCCCUGUGGACCGAGAGGAUUGUGAACGCACGUUCUCAGAGGAUUCCUCAUGAGCCUGCCUCUGCUUGGUUGAACCCCGGUAGAAACUGCCCUUUAAGCACGGAUCCCCCAACUGAGCUCAUCGACACCAAAUCCUCCACAGAACGUGAAAAUGCAAAAUCUGAUCUCGGAGCAGUGCCUGGGGGCAGCUCUCUACCUCUCAGUCUGUCGGAAGUCUUUCUUCUGUUAGCCAUCUCAGCACAGGGCUCAACCUGGGGGGCGACUCAAGAUCAACAUGCAAGACGGUGUACCUGCUUUUGUACAGCACAUUUUGAAAAGGUGUUUCCUUUUAAUGAGUUCAGGAGCCAUGAGCAUAUUCUUACGAGAUGUGUGUGUGUGUGAGACAUUUCUGGACACUGAGAAAUAAUUUUUUAAGCAGUCUUUGUCAGCAGUUUUAUUGUUAUUAAAAAAAAGAAUAUAUAUUGACAGUGGAAAAUACAGCUUUUAGAUAAAAAAAA
Messenger RNA from Larimichthys crocea (large yellow croaker), 4042 nucleotides. RefSeq names its product SPT20 homolog, SAGA complex component (gene supt20h). The record is from RefSeq and is a predicted model, not a curated record. Gene Ontology annotation, cellular component: SAGA complex. Gene Ontology annotation, biological process: regulation of transcription by RNA polymerase II. The transcript is spliced from 23 exons. NCBI's taxonomy places the organism in Eukaryota, Metazoa, Chordata, Actinopteri, Sciaenidae. Gene Ontology annotation, molecular function: transcription coregulator activity. Bases 717 to 3215 code for a protein of 832 amino acids.